Molecule: messenger RNA, 1059 nt
Organism: Aspergillus aculeatus ATCC 16872
Lineage: Eukaryota; Fungi; Ascomycota; Eurotiomycetes; Eurotiales; Aspergillaceae
Exons: 4
Coding region: 1-1059 (352 amino acids)
Source: RefSeq, a predicted model, not a curated record
AUGCUUGAGGAGAAGAUACUUGUUGCUGACGACUUGUCCAGGGCUACCAUCGAUCUGUUGCCCAAAACUCGCAAUGAUCUUUCUAUCCACUUCGAGUCCUUCUAUGGGGUGAAGCCUCGUCAUGUCUCUCCUCUAUUCAAGAUCAGUCUUUCAGAUCUCAGCUAUCAACCCAAGGUCGAGAGACCUACUGCGGACUGGGCAGUGACGGCAGCAUUCCAGGCCUUCCGGUCUUUCCAACUCGCGGGCUACAGCCCCGUUCGUCGCUUCGCCACGAUUGGGACUGGAUCCGGAACCGAUGCUGUGGGCGCCCUCGAGGUCUUCUUCCCUGAGCUGGUCAGCAUCACCAUGACCGACCUAUCGCCCGAGGUGGCUGCAACCGCCAAAUUGAAUCUGAUCUCCGCGGUUCAUGACUCCCGGAAGACGAUUCAAGCGGUGGCUCUCGAGGCUACUUCCUUGACGGGGUAUGGUUUAGAACCAUUGAAGGGACAGCAGGUCUUCGACCUGAUCGAUGAGAACUUACCCAACAUUCCCCUCCCAGAGGGAGCCACUCUACUGGAGGAUCAGACCUCGUCGACGUACUUCUCUGGCGCCGAUGUACCCUAUCAGAUCCCUCCCUUCGUCUCCUCCGCGCUUCUCGACCUGCACUACACCAGCCUCGUUCAGGCUCGCGCGUUCAGCCUCCUCAGCGCGUCUGGAGUCAUCCUGUCCAGUAUUGGCGGACGUGUUCCGAUCGCAACGAUCCUCUCUCUCGCCGACACCGCCGGCUUUGCAGGACGGAUCCUCUCCAUGAGUUGGAAAGUGCAGAGUGAGCCUGAGUCGGUGAUCGGUGGUUAUGCAACUCAACAGCAGCAGGGAUUGGGUCCGUUCUACUUCUAUCGCACCACCACUCUCCGACGCACCUUUCACGGUCGGACUCCGGCGGGCGCUGCUCUCCGGGCGCUACAGAUUGAGCGGGAGUUACUCUCAGAGCGGAUUGAUGCGAUCGCAGCCUUGGAGUUGCACCAGGAGGGGGUAGAGUUGGGUCAUCCGGUGGUGGUCAUGGCGAGCGUUCUGAAAUGA